Tachyglossus aculeatus (Australian echidna) is the source of this 1844-nucleotide messenger RNA. It is a transcript of the gene DNAJA1, whose product is annotated as DnaJ heat shock protein family (Hsp40) member A1. Lineage: Eukaryota; Metazoa; Chordata; Mammalia; Monotremata; Tachyglossidae. The record is from RefSeq and is a predicted model, not a curated record. Gene Ontology annotation, molecular function: ATP binding; Hsp70 protein binding. The transcript is spliced from 10 exons. Bases 509 to 1717 code for a protein of 402 amino acids. Gene Ontology annotation, biological process: response to heat; protein refolding. Gene Ontology annotation, cellular component: cytoplasm; cytosol.
UGCUUGUUGGCGGUAUUCUUGCCUCUCCUCCCCGACCUGCCCCCCGCCCCCCUUCCUUCUCCCCCCAACCUAUUUCUUCCCGUCUCCCAACACAUUUAGGAAAGAGCGGGUACCGGUAAGUCCUCAGUCCCUGGCCCGUUCGCCUCUCGCUCACACCGGUUGCCCCGAUGUGAGGAGAUGGUAGCCGAGGUGGGGGGGGGAGACAAUUGAUGUCUGUUCCGGGGCAGGGGUGGCCCGAGGCCAAGCUCCUCGUCGCUUGCCCCUUUUUUUGCCGCGCCCGGCCGGCUGACCUCCCCCUUCGCCGCCACAGCGUAGGUUGGUGUCCCGCCGCCUCCCCUCAGGAGGGUCCCCGUCCAGCGAGUGGCGAGGGGACGCGGCUCCCUUCCCCACGGGGCCCCUGAAGGGGCGUCGCAGCGGGCCCCCCCGGCCCCGGCUCGUUUUCGCCGAGACGCGCGUCCCUCGCCUCCCGCCGGUGCGCGACCCCGCCCCGAUCUGCAGGCUGUAGAAAAUGGUGAAGGAAACGACUUACUACGAUGUCUUGGGGGUAAAGCCCAAUGCCUCCCAGGAUGAACUGAAAAAGGCAUACAGGAAGCUGGCACUGAAGUACCACCCAGAUAAGAAUCCCAAUGAAGGUGAAAAGUUCAAACAGAUUUCUCAAGCUUAUGAAGUACUCUCCGAUGCAAAGAAAAGAGACCUCUAUGACAAAGGUGGUGAACAAGCUAUCAAAGAGGGUGGAUCUGGUGGUGGUUUUGGGUCACCCAUGGAUAUCUUCGAUAUGUUUUUUGGCGGAGGAGGAAGAAUGCAACGAGAAAGGAGAGGUAAAAAUGUUGUUCAUCAGUUAUCAGUGAACUUAGAAGACCUGUAUAAUGGAGCAACAAGAAAACUGGCAUUACAAAAAAAUGUCAUUUGUGACAAAUGUGAAGGUAGGGGGGGUAAAAAGGGUGCUGUUGAAUGCUGUCCUAACUGCCGAGGAACUGGGAUGCAAAUAAGAAUUCAUCAGAUAGGACCUGGAAUGGUUCAACAAAUCCAGUCCGUGUGCAUGGAAUGCCAGGGCCACGGGGAAAGAAUCAGUCCUAAGGACAGAUGCAAGAGUUGCAAUGGGAGGAAAAUCGUCCGUGAGAAAAAAAUCUUGGAAGUUCAUAUUGACAAAGGUAUGAAAGAUGGACAGAAGAUAACAUUCCAUGGGGAAGGUGACCAAGAGCCUGGACUAGAACCAGGAGAUAUUAUCAUUGUCUUGGAUCAGAAAGAUAAUACUGUAUUUACAAGACGAGGAGAAGAUCUCUUUAUGUGCAUGGAUAUUCAGUUGGUUGAAGCACUGUGUGGCUUCCAGAAGCCAAUCUCGACUUUGGAUAACAGAACUAUUAUUAUUAACUCUCAACCUGGAUCAAUCAUCAAACAUGGUGAUAUUAAGUGCGUACUUAAUGAAGGCAUGCCAAUUUAUCGCAGGCCAUAUGAAAAAGGUCGCCUCAUCAUUGAAUUUAAGGUGAACUUCCCAGAGAGUGGCUUUCUUUCAUCAGACAAACUCUCUCUGUUGGAAAAACUACUGCCUGAGAGAAAAGAAGUGGAGGAGUCGGAAGAAAUGGAUCAAGUUGAACUUCUGGACUUCGACCCGGCUCAGGAGAGAAGACGCCACUACAACGGAGAGGCAUAUGAGGAUGAUGAACAUCACCGCAGAGCUACAGGACAGCAAAGGAUCUUCUUCACCUGGGAUUGGUGAAAUGCAAAAAAAAAAAAAAAAAACCCAGUAAAAGCUGGGAGUCUCAGCAAGAAAGCUUUUAUUGUAGGAAAAGUGGAGGGAGGUUUCGUAAAGGAUUUUGUCAUUAAAGAGCAGUAAGAAACUUCAA